Messenger RNA from Lucilia cuprina (Australian sheep blowfly), 2124 nucleotides. RefSeq names its product facilitated trehalose transporter Tret1-2 homolog. The record is from RefSeq and is a predicted model, not a curated record. The transcript has 7 exons. The coding region runs from base 322 to 1836 and encodes 504 amino acids. Lineage: Eukaryota; Metazoa; Arthropoda; Insecta; Diptera; Calliphoridae. Gene Ontology annotation, molecular function: sugar transmembrane transporter activity. Gene Ontology annotation, biological process: transmembrane transport; carbohydrate transport. Gene Ontology annotation, cellular component: membrane.
CACGACAAUUAAAUAAAUUAUAAAUAAUAAAAAAUAAAAUAUUCGUUCGGUUUAUGAAACUGAAUUUUUUUUUAUAAAAAUGUUAUAAAAUAUUGAAAAAUAUUGAUAAAUUUAAGUAAAAAGUGUUUCAGUGUGGUUAAGAGAUUUACAACGAACAAAGUAAAAUUUAAUUUAUUUUAUAUUAAAAUAAAAUUAAAUAAUUUUACAUAAUAUUUGUUAAAAAAGGAAUAUAUUUGACAAAAAAGUUGCCUUAACUGCUUUUGUUUGAUUUUUUUAAAUAAAAAAAUUAUAUAAUUUUAUCAAAAGUUUUUAAAAAAGACAAUGGAUUCGGACAAAGUAGUACGCGCCAUGGCGCGUUGGUGGCAGACUGUUAGUCAGGAAGAUAGUGAUCCACAUGCCCGCAAUCCCAUGCUGUAUGAUCCACUUCAGGAUGGUGUGGUUAAAACUUCUAAGAAAAUGCAAUAUGUGGCUGCCUUAAUAGUGUGUCUCGGUGCCGUCUCAGCGGGUACCGCACUUGCCUGGACUUCACCCGUUCUACCACAAAUCAGUGCUCCUGAUACGAGUACAAAUGCAACAGUUAGUAAUUCAACCGAUACUAAUACAUCAGAAUUGCAAUUGACAUUAAGCCAACAGACCUGGGUUAGUUCCUUGCUGGCUAUAGGAGCCUUUUUAGGAGCUUUACCAACAGGUUACGUUGCUGAUGCUAUUGGUAGACGUUACACCGCCUUGGCUAUGGAUAUUCCUUUUAUUGUCGCCUGGAUUUGUAUUAUUUUCGCCAAAUCUGCUGGCAUGUUAUAUUUUGCACGUUUUACUAUUGGUCUAGCUACUGGCAGUUUCUGUGUAGUUGCUCCUAUGUAUAUUUCAGAAAUUGCUGAAGAUAGUAUAAGAGGCACUUUGGGUACGCUAUUUCAGUUAAUGUUGACUUUUGGCAUUCUGUUGGUGUAUUUAAUUGGUGCUGUUGUCACCUGGACUACAUUGAGUGUAUUGUGUUUGAUGGUGCCAUUGGCUUUGUUUUUGGGCAUGUUAUUUCUGCCGGAGACUCCUACAUAUUUAUUGAAGAAGGGACGUCGCGGUGAUGCUGCUUUGUCGCUUAAAUUUCUCUGGGGUCGUUAUUGUGAUUCUCGCUCGGCCAUUCAACAAAUCCAAGCAGAACUAGAUCAGGCCGGUAGUAAUGCCUCGUUCAUGGAUCUCUUUCGUAUACGUGCAGCACGUAGAGGUCUCAUAAUUUCCAUGUUACUCAUGUUUUUCCAGCAGUUCUCUGGCAUCAAUGCGGUCAUCUUUUAUACAGUACCUAUUUUCCAGUCAGCCGGCAGUACUCUAGAUCCUUCAAUCUGUUCAAUUAUUGUGGGUUUUGUACAGGUCGUUAUGACAUUGGCGUCUUCCGUGAUGAUUGAAAGAGCCGGUCGCAAGUCCCUGUUGCUUUUCAGUAGUACCAUUGUAACUAUUUGUUUAGUUAUUUUGGGUGCUUAUUUCAAUAUGAAAGAAAACGGUAAAGAUGUCUCCUCUUUAGGCUGGUUACCAUUACUCUGUGUGGUCUUGUUUAUGGUAACAUUUUCGGUAGGUUAUGGUCCUGUGCCUUGGCUGAUGAUGGGUGAACUUUUCUUGCCUGAUGUUAAAGCCACCGCUGUAGCUCUUACGGUCAUGUCCAAUUGGUUUUCGGUAUUUUGUGUAACGAAAACUUUUGGUUCCAUGAUCACUGCCUGGGGUUCUGACAUGACAUUUUGGUUUUUUGCCUUUUGCAUGCUGAUUGCCACCAUUUAUGUUUAUUCAAUGGUAUUGGAGACAAAAGGCAAAAGUUCAGCUCAAAUACAAAUGUGGUUGGGCGGUGAUAAAUAAACUAAUGUCAGAGAUUAUUUAGUUAUUAUUUUAAUUUUGUUUUAGUUGUAAUUAUUUAAAGUAAUUUAAAGUUUCUUGUAGUUUAUAGUUUAGAUAAAUUUUUAAUUUGUAUAUAAAACAGCUUAACACCAAAUUAGAAAUGAAAUAUAUUUGAAUAAACUAUUUAGUUUAUAGAGUAAAACUUCCCUACUAAAUCGGAAAUAGUUUAGUUAACUUGGUAUACGUAAUAAUAUAUUAAGAAAGCUAAUAAAUAUUUUUUUGAAUUAAUGAAUUUACAAUGAUUGUUAA